AUGAGCCAGGCCGAGCUGUCCACCUGCUCGGCGCCUCAGACACAGCGCAUCUUCCAGGAGGCUGUGCGCAAGGGCAACACCCAAGAGCUGCAGUCGCUGCUGCAGAACAUGACGAACUGCGAGUUCAACGUGAACUCGUUCGGGCCCGAGGGCCAGACGGCGCUGCACCAGUCGGUCAUCGACGGCAAUCUGGAGCUGGUGAAGCUGCUGGUCAAGUUCGGCGCCGACAUCCGCCUGGCCAACCGCGACGGCUGGAGCGCGCUGCACAUCGCCGCGUUCGGCGGCCACCAGGACAUCGUGCUGUACCUCAUCGCCAAGGCCAAGUACGCGGCCGACGGCCGGUGA
Molecule: messenger RNA, 345 nt
Organism: Orycteropus afer afer
Lineage: Eukaryota; Metazoa; Chordata; Mammalia; Tubulidentata; Orycteropodidae
Gene: NRARP
Product: NOTCH regulated ankyrin repeat protein
Exons: 1
Coding region: 1-345 (114 amino acids)
Cellular component (GO): cytoplasm
Molecular function (GO): phosphatase regulator activity; protein binding; enzyme inhibitor activity
Source: RefSeq, a predicted model, not a curated record